AUGGAAGACCCAAAGGAUGACAUAGCAGUCAUUGGGAUUGGAUGCAAUUUCCCUGGAGGCGAGGGGUUGGAAAGUUUCUGGAGGGUUCUGUUGGAAGGAAAGAACUGUGUAGCAGAUAUUCCAGCAGAACGAUUUGACACCAGUUUCUGGUACGAUGCUGAUGAUGGCAAACCUGGGAAGACACAAACGACCAAAGCAGCGCUUAUAGAUGGGUUUAAUGAGUUUGAUCACAAGUUUUUUGGUAUCACCGAAGCAGAGAGCGAUUUCAUGGACCCUCAGCAGAAACUCCUCCUUCAGUGCACAUAUAGAGCUUUAGAGGAUGCAGGAGUGGCUAUGGAAAGUGUCAGUGGAAGCAGAACUGGAGUUUACAUAGGUCUUAUGAACAGGGAUUAUGAGAUGAUCCGAAAUAACAAUCCCACUACAAUAACCCACUACAAUGGCACAGGGACGGCAAUGAGUGUGGCUGCCAAUCGAAUUUCCUUCGCCUUUAAUCUCACUGGCCCUUCUUUGGCCAUUGACAGUGCCUGUUCCUCUUCUUUGGUGGCCUUGCAUUUAGCCUGCCAGGCUAUAAAACACGGAGACUGCGAGAUGGCUUUGUGCGGGGGCGUCAGUUGUAUCAUAGAGCCUAGAGUGUUUGUUGCUUUGAGCAAGGCAAAGAUGAUCUCAUCUGAGGGGACCAGCAAACCUUUUUCCAGAAGAGCAGAUGGCUACGGUAGAGGAGAAGGCUGUGGGAUUGUUCUCCUGAAGCCUCUGAAAAAGGCUUUAAAUGACCACAACAAAAUAUGGGGCAUCAUCAGCAAAACAGCCGUCAACCAAGACGGACACUCGGUCACCCCGAUCACCAAACCCUCCUUGACUCAACAAGAGGAGCUGCUGCGAAGGAUCUACGCCGAGUCUGAUCUCGCAAAUGUCCAGUACAUAGAAGCACAUGGGACUGGAACUCCAGUUGGAGAUCCAACGGAGGCGAGAAGCAUCUCAAACGUCAUCGCUAAAGCCAAACAUCCUGGCUCCAAGACGCUGCAGAUUGGCUCAGUGAAAGGUAAUAUUGGACAUACAGAAUCUGCGGCAGGAGUAGCCGGACUCAUUAAGGUUCUCCUAAUGAUGAAACAUGAGACAAUUGUCCCCUCUGUUUUCUACUCUGAAGACGGUGCAAGUAUAGAUGUUAAAGCUCUUGGCCUAAAUAUUCCAUGUAAAGCUGAAAGAUGGGACACAAUUGAGUCACUACAGAGAGUAGCCGGCAUCAACAGCUUUGGGUUUGGAGGCACAAAUGCUCAUGCGAUUUUAAGAGAGUAUAGAAAGACCAAUGUUCUGACAGGGACCCUAAACGUCAGUCCAAAACUCUUUGUAGCAUCUGCAGCCACUGAGAAAUCAUUGAUUCUAUCCAUGACUGACACACAACGAAAGCUCGGCAGCACUAAAACAGUGGACUUGCAUGCACUGACCUACACCUCAGCAUGUGGAAGGAGUCAUUCCAGACAUAAAUGUAGAAAGGCCUUCCUGACAAAUUCCCUCUCAGAUUUACAGCAACAGCUGACGUCUGCACUGAAAUCAGAGGUCGAGUCAACAAUGUCAGACAUCCAGGUCGUGUUUGUGUUUUGUGGGAAUGGAGUUGCCUUCAAGGGUAUGUGCCAGCAGUUAAUGAGAGAGGUUUCUCUUUUCAGAGAGAAAAUUAGAGAGGUUGAAACUAUCUUCCACAGUUAUAAAUGCUCCAGCAUUAGUCAGUGGCUUGCAGGUGACUUUGAUAAUGCCGACUUCCAGAAGCCAGAUAUUGUCCAGCCUAUUCUUUUUGCAAUCCAGGUUGGCAUUGCCACUCUUUUAAAUCACUGGGGUGUUAAACCUGACGCUGUGCUUGGACACUCUGUGGGUGAAGUUGCUGCUGCUCACUGUUCUGGACUCUUGUCUCUUGAAGAUGCUGUGAAAGUGCUUUACCACCGCAGUCGUCUUCAGAGCAAUGUCACAGGUGGGAAAAUGCUUGUGGUCAGUAAUGUGGCUGUGGAAAAAGUAGAAGAAAUCCUUGAAGUCGUCUCUGGUAAAGUUUGUGUGGCGGCUUUCAACAGCCCUCAGUCCUGCACAGUGUCUGGAGAUUCACAUGCUAUUGACAUCAUUCAUGAAAGACUGAAGAUUCUGUUUAAGGAUAAAAACCCCUUCCUCCAUGUCUUGGACGUUUCUGCGGCAUACCAUAGCCAUAUGAUGGAUCCUAUAUUAGAAGACAUUGAGAAAAGCAUACAUCUUUUAGAUGCCAGAAGCAUGAAAUGCAAACUUUUCUCAACAGUGACUGCAGACAGGUUUUCAGAUGGUGACUUCAGCACUGGUAAGUACUGGGCAAAGAACAUUCGCGAACCGGUUUUAUUUGAACAGGCGAUGCACGCUGUCAUGAAAGACAAGCAGUUUGGGAGAAAUGUGGUCUUUGUGGAGAUUGGACCUCGUAGGGCUCUACAAAGGAACAUCCAUGAAACCCUAGGAAAUAACACCGUAGUUCUUUCCUCGGUCCAGCCUCACAAAGACUAUGACGCAGUCUUGAAUAGCUUGGGAAGAGCAUUUGAACUUGGCGUAAAUGUGGACUGGCAUCAAGUCUACAAGGGUUACGAGACAUUACCCACCACCCUUCCAGUGUAUCAGUUCGAUCACUCAAAGAAACAACUACAUUUUGAGGAUGUGAGAAAAGGUAAUGCAUUACCUGCUUUUUCUCCCUGUGUGCUCCUAGCGCAGAUAAAGCCUGAUAACAGAGAGUACAUGUGCAACCUCUCCCAGGAGAGUGUACCAUAUCUGUGGGAGCAUAAACACAAUGGUGUUUCCAUAGUGCCAGGUGCGUUUUAUGUAGAACUAGGUUAUGCCUCAGUGAUGGCCAGCUUAAAACCAAAGAAGCCAGUUUCUCUUCUCCAGCUCAGUUUUAGAUUUGAGAGUCUGUUAACACUCACCUCAAGCUGUCAUCAGCUCAAAGUAAUCCUCGAGCAUGCAGAGACUGAGGCAUCUUUCAAGAUACAGUCGGCCGUUGCAACACAUGCCUCUGGCACAUACAGGAGUGCAGAGAGUCAGCCACUGAUAGAGGAACCCACCAUAUUUCUCAGCAUAAUCUAUCAAAGGUGCAGAUCUGUUAUUAAGAAAAAAGAGAUUUAUUCAACUCUAUCUGAAGCUGGAUUUGAAUACGGCUCUGUCUUCAAAAAGCUCGAUGAUGUGCAUUUCGGGGACGAGUUCAGAGAGGCUGUGACAAGAAUUCAAGUCCCCGAAGAACUUCUAAAACACCUUCAUGACUACUUCAUUCACCCUGUGUUAUUGGACUACUUUCUCCAAAUGACUGCAGUGGUGGCUACAAGACAGCUAAUAGCCAAACAGGGAUUCCCCUCAGCUAUAGGCAGUGUCAACAUUUCAUCACCUUUACAGGAGAAAAUGGUGAUGUAUUUACGAGCAACUCAAGAGACCCCAGAGUUCCUUGAAGUGUGUGGUUGCUUUUCUACCGCAGAGGGUCAAGUGCUAGUCGAACUUAAGAAGGUGAAGAUCUUGUUUUUGGGCAAUCGCUCAAAUGCUCCUCAGUCACUCUUCUUUCACAAUGAAAGGAUUACAAUCCAUGAAAAGACAGACUUUCACAGUUGCAAAAUAAAAGCAAUGGUUUUUGAAGACAAACUCUGCAUUACUAAAAGACUUAUGCCAUACUUAGACCCAGAGUCUGUCAUUGUGGAAAGCAGAGACAAUAGGACUUCUGACCAACUUCGAGAGCUAGUUUGUCACUCUCUUGACUCUAAUGUGGAUUUGGAAACUGUUCUUUUCAUUUGGGGUGUAGAAACCCUCAGUCAUUUGACAGCUGACCAGACACUGGACUCCUUGGUUACUUGCUGUGAGCAAUAUCGCCAGAUUGUGUUAGGCUUGAAACAGAAAAGACCAUCUUGCACUGUACAUAUCAUAACCUAUAGAUCAACAGAAAUGACUGUGGACCAUGUCAAUCCAGGAUUUGUGCUGUCUGGUAUGACAAGGGCUUGUGCGGCAGAGAUGGCAAGUUUCUCUUUUCAGCUGAUUGACCUCGCUUCUGUAACCAGUGAAGACAUUCAAAUGUUGGUCCAUGUAAUUAACACCUGCAACCAACAAGAAGUCCUGAUUAGCAAAGGGCAGGCAUCAGCAACUAGAAUAUCACAGACUCCAAUGCUAGAGAAGGCUUUGUGUGAAGAAAAUAUACAGUCAGUGUAUCUGAGCAACUUUGUUCUGCAGACAACGGAUUCAUACAGGAUGUCUUGCUUGUCUGCCAUCCCUGAAAACACAAAUGUAGAUCCUAUCCCAGAGACAUCAGUUGAGAUUCAGCUAACCAAUGCGUGUGUGCACUCAUCUGAUUACUUCCCCGUCACCACUUCACAUUUGGAUUUCAGUAAGACAAUGUACUGGAACCAGCACACGUCUCAGAAGCACAAACUUCUGGUUUUAGAUUUUGGCGGCAUUGUUACAGCUGUUGGGAAACAUGUUCAUAGCUUAAAUGUGGGAGAUCAUAUCGCCUCUUGUUAUCCAGUUGUGGCGAUGGAUAAGAUCAGAAUUCCUGAAGCUGUGUGCUGUACUACGAACCGGCUCUCAUUUCUGAAAGACACUCCGUGUGUGUCUUACUUCAUACUGGCAUGGCAGAUCCUGCAGAGGAUGCUCACCAAUGUAAAACAACAGCACAGGAAGCUGACCAUUGUCUCCUCUAACUCAGCUUCUGCUCUGGUGAAGGUUUUGGCUUUAACAGCAAACCGGUCAGGCUGGAAUGUUUCCUCAAAGUCACAUUCCAAAGGCACACCUCUGUGUUUUGAUCAGAGUCACGUAUUUGUUUAUCUGCCUCCAUUUGAUCACACUUGGCAGGAUGUAAAAGACAGCAGUUGCCUUGAGAAACACAUCAUUUUUGUAUGUAGCAGUCACAUGUCAUCUUCCCACUCAGCAAACAUGUUUGCAACAAAGAGUGAACACCUGCAUGUGCAUAACGUUGAUGUGGCAUAUGUUUUCCAGAGAGCCAACCUGCAAGAACAGAGCAGGAAAGUCUUUAACUGGCUAAUAUCAUUAGGCUUUGAUUCAGCUUCUCUACCUUUGAAAAAUCUGACAUUUCAGUCGUCAAGAACAGAAGACCCACAUACUGAUCCAGAUUCAGAGUCCUAUUUCACUACAAUAACAGUGCAGCAGGUGGUUUUAGAUGGUGGAGAAUCUCAUGGUGCAAUGUCAGAUAUUCCUGUGCUCACCGGGCCAGAGAGACUUUUUAAACAAAGCAGUGUUUACAUUGUAACUGGAGGCCUUUCAGGGUUGGGGCUUGAAACUGUGAAAUUCAUUGCCCAUAAUGGUGGAGGUUCUAUUGCAACACUGUCCAGAAGUCUUCUGACGGAUGAGACGCGGUUUGAGAUGGAACUUCUAGAGAAAAGAUAUGGGGUUGCGAUAAUACAUGUUCAGUGUGACGUCUCUGUGUCGAUGCAGACAAUAGGGGCAAUCUCAAUGAUUGAACAAAGGUUCUACCCUUGCGCAAUCAAAGGUGUGUUUCAUAGUGCUGCAGUAUUACAUGAUGCACUUAUUGAAAACCUUGAUGGGUCUCUCUUCCGGAAGGUGCUGCAGCCUAAAGUGAGCGGGGCUUUAAAUCUCCACUAUGCAACACUUCACAACAAACUUGACUACUUUGUGUGCUACUCAUCCAUCUCUUCUUUCAUUGGCAAUGCGUCACAGUGUAACUACGCAGCAGCCAAUUCUUUUCUGGACAUGUUCUGUCACUAUCGGAGAAACCUUGGACUUUCUGCACAGUCCAUCAACUGGGGUCCUUUAAACCUCGGUCUCCUCCUGAACAGAGACCACUUUCAAAAGUUCUUAGAAGCAAAAGGGAUGAUGAUAAUGAACGUUUGUGAAGUUCACGAAGCACUCGAAAAGUGUCUUUUGAUGAACAGGCCUCAACAAGUCGCCUGCAAGUUCAACUUCAAAAAUCUUAACACACAUGUUCUUUCACAAAAUGCGUUUCUCAGAGAGCGGCUGUCUGCUCUGGUGGAAAAGGAGCUACGAGAUGAUGUAAGUGAUGAACCCAAAGUUCAACCUUUGCAGUCUGCGCAUGAAUGUGUGAGGAAAAUGGUCAGUGACUUAAGCAAUAUUAGCAUCCAUGAGUUAGAUAAUGACUCUGCUCUGUGUGCACUGGGCAUUGACUCCAUGUUAGCCAUGACUCUUCAGAACAAGAUUUUCCAGGAAACAGGAGUCAAUGUGCCUUUGGUUAGAAUACUGGACCCAAACAGUACAACAGCCACUUUGGCUACUGUUGUAAUGAAUAAUGGAUAGUUUAAUAAAAUAUACACUA
Molecule: messenger RNA, 6274 nt
Organism: Solea solea (common sole)
Lineage: Eukaryota; Metazoa; Chordata; Actinopteri; Pleuronectiformes; Soleidae
Gene: pks1
Product: polyketide synthase 1
Exons: 6
Coding region: 1-6255 (2084 amino acids)
Biological process (GO): fatty acid biosynthetic process
Molecular function (GO): fatty acid synthase activity; 3-oxoacyl-[acyl-carrier-protein] synthase activity
Source: RefSeq, a predicted model, not a curated record